GAGAUAUUUGAUGUGUUAAUGUAUGCACGCCCCCUGUGCGCUGAUUGGACGCGGGUGGCUGUAGCCCCGCCCCCCGUCGCGUUCCAUGGCAGGCGAAUCUCACACACGCUCGCGUGAAUUACAGAAACACACACGCGUGCAGUGAUCUCCGCGGAUCUGAUGGAGGAUGGAUGUGAAGGACUGUGGCGGAGUGAUUCUGACCGCGUUUCAUUCAUUCAGGAUUCAGUCAGAUGAGCAGAAACACGCAACAGACAACAGGAAAGCGCAGUACCGGAGGAUAGGCAGCAUGAGUUUGCCCGGCGCCGUGUCUCCGUCCUCUCCGGAGCGCUCCGUCUCCCGUGACUCCAUGGAGGACUACUGGAGCGAGAUGAAGAACAUCCAGGAGGACUGUCAGGAACGACACGAGGAGCUGACGGAGCGGGCCAGUGCGGACGAGGCGGAGCUUGAGGAGGCGUGGCUCCAGGAGGCGGGUCUCUCCACGCUGGUGACGGGCACUCAGAGCGACGGGCCGGCCGAGGCUCUUCUCUCCACGCUCACGCGCUCGCAGACCGCCAUGGUGAAGAAGCGCCUGGACAACUACACGCAGACGCUGCGCAAGAGGAACAGACAGCCCAUGAGACACGUGCGAGACGUGUUCUCCAUGCCAGAUGCGUCGUCAGAACUGACGCCUCCCAUUUCUCCAAACGGACAGAUCGCUCCCAAACUGCCCCAGUGGAAUCCUCCUAAAGUCUCUCCGCCGUGUCCCGUCUUCACUCCGGCGGACAGUAACGGCUCCAGCAGCGGUUCGGAGACCAUCGUAUUAUCGCUCGACGUGCCGUAUUCAGAAGCAGCACGAGCUCAUCGGAAAGGCCGCGAAUGCCAAGACUGCAGGAGGAUCCGUAAAGACGACAGGGAUUUACCGAGUUUCCAGAUAGUGAAGCCCAGACAGGGCGUGACGCGAGUGAACGAUCUGUCGUCUGAGGACAUCAGGAAGAUCGGCUACAUCUCUCUGAUCGAGCUGACCACCUUCUACGACACCCUGGGCAUCGAGAUGAAGAGGAACCGUGUGGUGCGCAGCAGAGCGAAGAGCGGGAUAUUCGGCGUUCCUCUCGCUACGCUGCUGGAGAACGACCAGAAGAAAUACCCCGGCUCUAGAGUUCCUCUGGUCUUCAGGAAGUUGUUGUCUAAACUGGAGCAGACGGGGUUACAGACGGAGGGAAUCCUCAGGGUUCCGGGAUCAGCAUCCAGAGUGAAGCAUCUGCGUCAGGAGCUGGAGCUGAAGUUCUACGAGGAUCGCUUCGACUGGGAUCAGGUGCGUCAGAACGACGCGGCGGGUUUGUUGAAGAUGUUCAUCCGCGAGCUGCCGUAUCCUCUGCUGACCCAACAGCACCUGCCGGCGUUCACGGCCGCUCACUGUAUCUCAUCGCCCAAACAUCAGAUCCAGGCUCUUCAUCUGCUCAUCAUGCUGCUUCCUGAAGCCAACAGAGACACGCUGAAGGCUCUUCUGGAGUUCCUGCGAAAGGUGGUGGCGUACGAGGACAAGAACCGCAUGAGCCUGUGGAACGUCUCCAUGAUCGUCGCGCCCAAUCUCUUCACCUUCCGCGGGAAGAACGCCAAACAGGAGGAGAUGCAGGGCGCCGUCGCUGCCGCCCAGCUCGUGCGUCUCCUCAUUACCCAUCAGGACCUGCUGUGGACAGUCCCGUGUUUCCUGAUCUCACAUGUCAGAAAAAUGAACGAGGCCGCCAUGGGCAAGAAAACGCCGACCUCAGAGAAAAGCAAAUGCAGACUUCUGAAGAGAUGGAACGUGGAGAAGGACCGAGACCGCAGCGAAGUCACUGACCUUCGUGAAGGUGUCAUCAGAGUUCACGCGCCGCUUCAAGCCAAGGUUUCCAUGGCGAUUCAGCUGAACGGCGAGAUGAAGGCCAGAGACAUCAUGGCGCGCUUCGAUAUCGAGAACGGGCGCGGGUCGCGCAGCGCCAGUCGCCGCCAGAGACAGUUUCUGUUCGAGGUGGGAGGAAACAUCGGCGAGCGCUGCCUGGAUCCAGACGCACAUUUAAUGGACGUUUACCGAGCUAACCCUCACUGCGAAUGGGUCUUAAAGUCACGGCUGACCUGAGACCAGCCGGACACACGUGUGUUUACUGCAGAGACCGUCAGCUGCUGACGGAGGUCAAGGGUCAAACGCUGACGUUGACCUUUGUGGCGCGCUUCAAUGCUGGUCAUUGAGUUUGCUUGGUGCCAAAACUGUGACCGUCCCGGUGUGUGUGGAAGCAUGUUUCAUCAUACCACUCGAGAGUGUAAAAAAGAGCAUGUACAUAAAGUAUUUAUACCACUAAUUUAUCCUGCUGUAUGAUAAUUUUGUAUUGUUUAUAUACGCUGCAUGUUUGUGAUGAAGCCAUGUGAACUGAAACACUACAAACCCUGAAUCUGAGCGGCUCAUACUCACCCCAAAUCACUGGAAUUAAAGGGUUAUU
Messenger RNA from Megalobrama amblycephala (Wuchang bream), 2453 nucleotides. It is a transcript of the gene arhgap28, whose product is annotated as Rho GTPase activating protein 28. Bases 167 to 2095 code for a protein of 642 amino acids. The record is from RefSeq and is a predicted model, not a curated record. NCBI's taxonomy places the organism in Eukaryota, Metazoa, Chordata, Actinopteri, Cypriniformes, Xenocyprididae. The transcript is spliced from 15 exons. Gene Ontology annotation, biological process: negative regulation of stress fiber assembly; regulation of small GTPase mediated signal transduction; regulation of actin filament polymerization. Gene Ontology annotation, cellular component: cytoplasm. Gene Ontology annotation, molecular function: GTPase activator activity.